AUGGAUCCAGCCUGGGACCGAUCCCACAGGCCUCGGCCGAGCACGGCCAGCAUCCGGGUACGGGAGCUGAGCUGGCAGGGCCUGCACAAUCCCUGCCCUCAGAGCAAGAGCCUGGGCAGCCACGGGGAUGGCGGAGAGUGGCCGGUCCUGGAGUACCUGUCCCCUGCCAGACUGCAGGCCCUGGCCCAGGUGGACGACCUUCGGCUGGUGAGGCUGCUGGAACUGCGUGUGGACACCCGCGAGGGCAGCCUGGGGACCCUCGGGAUGCACCUGCCCAACCUGGACCAACUGAAGCUGAAUGGCAGCCACCUGGGCUCCCUCAGAGACCUGGGCACCUCGCUGGGCCGCCUGCAGGUGCUGUGGCUGGCUCGCUGUGGCCUGACGGACCUGGAUGGCAUCGGCUCCUUGCCGGCACUCAAGGAACUCUACGCCUCCUACAACGGCGUCACGGAGCUGAGCCCGCUGUGCCUGCUGGAGCGGCUAGAGGUGCUGGACCUGGAGGGCAACAGCGUGGAGGACCUGGGCCAGGUGCAUUACCUGCGGCUGUGCCCGCGGCUGGCCACGCUCACGCUGGAGGGCAACCGGGUGUGCCUGCAGCCGGCCCCCGGCCCCUGCCACAAGGUGCCCCAGGGCUACAACUACAGGGCCGAGGUGAGGAAGCUCCUCCCCCAGCUGCAGGUCCUGGACGAGGUGCCGGCGGCCGACACAGCCCUGCGGGCCCCCCAGCAGCUGGACCAGGACCGGCUCCUGGUGAAAGAGGCCAUCAGGAAGGGCAGCAUCCUCCCGGGGCUGGGUCGUCCCCAUGGAGACCCUGUGCGGAGCCUGGACCCUGAGCUGUCCCUGCCUGAGAACCAACCCCAGGUCCCUGGGCCCCAGGCCUUCUCCCUCCGGGUCCUUGGGGAACCCCUGCCCGAAGGCCUGCUUCCUGAGGACACGGCCCCAGAAGACAACGCCAGCACCCUCACCCACGGUGCUGGCCAAGUCCUCUGCGGGAACCCCACCAAAGGCCUGCGGGAGCGUAGGCACCAGUGCCAGGCCUGGGCACCCCAGGAGCACCUGCCCACACCCAGUCAGAACCCAGAAGGCCUGGCCGCCAGCACCUCCGCCCCAGGGCCUGACCCUGCAGACAGCUGUGACCUCCUGGCCUUGGCCGGACUUCGGGCCCAGAGGGAGCUUGCCCUGUGCCCCCUCCCCCGUGGGCACCCAGAGUCCCAGCAGGAAGAGGCUGCAGCCCCCCGGGGCCCACGGAGGACCCCUGGAGAGCAAGAGGACCAGGCAGAGCCCAAGAUGUCCCCCAGGCCACUGAGCCUGGCCUCAGAGCCUCCCAGGAACUUCGGCUACCACCUGGUCCCUUCCCCACCAAAGCACCCAAGGCCACCUGAUUCAGGCAGCAGCUCUUUGCGGGGGUCUGCAAACCUCCGAUCCAGGGGGCGCUGGCUCAGAGCCCUGGGCAGCCUGGGGGACAGGGUGGCCGCAGUGGCUGCCCUGAGAGCCCUGGAGGUGGCCUCCGGCCUGCCAGCACCCCCUCCAACAGCCACACCCCGGGGCCUCCGUUGCCUGCCUCUCCUGAAGCCCGUCACCCCAGCCCAGGCCCACCCUUAG
Molecule: messenger RNA, 1602 nt
Organism: Carlito syrichta (Philippine tarsier)
Lineage: Eukaryota; Metazoa; Chordata; Mammalia; Primates; Tarsiidae
Gene: LRRC56
Product: leucine rich repeat containing 56
Exons: 11
Coding region: 1-1602 (533 amino acids)
Molecular function (GO): protein binding
Source: RefSeq, a predicted model, not a curated record